Messenger RNA from Triticum dicoccoides, 1608 nucleotides. RefSeq names its product transcription factor IIIA-like. Gene Ontology annotation, biological process: regulation of transcription by RNA polymerase II. The transcript is spliced from 7 exons. The coding region runs from base 102 to 1253 and encodes 383 amino acids. Gene Ontology annotation, molecular function: 5S rDNA binding; DNA-binding transcription factor activity. Gene Ontology annotation, cellular component: nucleus; nucleolus. NCBI's taxonomy places the organism in Eukaryota, Viridiplantae, Streptophyta, Magnoliopsida, Poales, Poaceae. The record is from RefSeq and is a predicted model, not a curated record.
ACCACUCCCUCCCUCCCUCCCUCCGCCGCCGCCUCCCCGCUGCCCACGAGCCAGCGUCAUCCCCAGCUCCGUCCCCCACGGCCGCACCCUCCGAGUCCACGAUGUCUUCUGGAAAUGGGAUCGAUGGAGAUGAAAAGUCUGAAGAGACGCAUAGCAAAGAUGUUAGACGCAUCAAGUGUGAUUUUUGCACUGUUGUUAGGUCCAAGAUGUAUCUCAUUCGAGCUCACAUGGUUGCUCAGCACAAGGAUGAGUUAGACGCAUCAGAAAUCUAUAACUCAAAUGGUGAAAAGGUUGUUCAUGGGGUUGAACACUCAUGUGAAGAGUGCGGAGCUUGUUUCCGGAAGCCAGCUCAUCUGAAGCAGCACAUGCAAAGUCAUUCCAAAGAGAGAUCCUUCGCCUGCCCACUUGAAGACUGCCCCUUCAGCUAUAUAAGAAAAGAUCACUUGAACUGGCAUAUGCUUACACAUGAGGGCAAGUUGUUUACAUGCCCUCUAGAAGGUUGUGGCAAGAGGUUCAGCAUCAAGGCGAAUAUUCAAAGACAUGUUAAGGAAAUGCAUGAGGAAGAACCCGAAUGCAAAAUUGAUGACACUAAAAGCAACCAACAGGUUAUUUGCCAGGAGGAGGGCUGUAAAAAGGCUUUCAAGUAUCCUUCACAGCUGAAGAAACACGAGGAGUCACAUGCCAAAUUGGACUAUGUGGAAGUAGUCUGUUGUGAGCCUGGCUGCUUGAAGACAUUCACAAAUGCCAAGUGCCUGAAGGCUCAUAACCAGUCUUGCCAUCUAUAUACUCACUGUGAUAUUUGUGGGGAGAAACACCUGAGGAAGAACAUUAAAAGGCAUCUACGAGUUCAUGACAAAGUGCACUCUACUGAAAGGCUGGAAUGCAGUUUUGAUGGCUGUGAAUGCUCCUUUUCCAACAAAUCAAAUCUAACCAUGCAUAUGAAGGCGUGCCACGACCAAGUCAGGCCUUUUGAGUGUCGGGUCGCGGGGUGUGGCAAGACAUUCCCCUACAAGCAUGUCAGGGACAAUCACGAGAAGUCGAGUUGUCAUGUAUAUGUAGAGGGCGACUAUGAGGAGAUGGAUGAGCAGCUGCGCUCGCGCCGAGGAGGUGGGCGGAAGAGGGCGGCCGUGACGGUAGAGACGCUGACUCGCAAGAGGGUAACCAUCCCCAGCGAGGUCUCAUCGCUGGACGACGGGGCGGAGUACAUGCGCUGGAUGCUCUCCGAGGGGGGUGAUUCGAACCAUGCCGAGUAGGCGUGUGCUGCUGUCUCUUAGUAUGUUGUUGCAGUACGUUUUGGAGGUUGUCAAAUGUAUAGGGGGUCUCUACGGUGUUGGGGCUCAAGUCGGUGUAGUAUGCAUGUAUGUAUGGAGAGUUAUGAUUUAGUAAGUAUAUAUAGUAUUAGCAAGUGAAGCAGUCGUGUUAUAUAUGGGUAAGUAGUAAGUACUCCAGUAGCUUGUUUGGAGCUAGUAGCAGUCCGGGCAUUUGAGUCUGUUGUAAUGGCCAUCUUGAAGCUGUGUUGUAGUUUGGAUGGCUUGUUGCUGUUGUGGUGGGAACGAGUUUGCUGAAUAUAUACACGUUUUAACCAAGAAACUAAGAAUGCUCUAGGAA